Messenger RNA from Dothidotthia symphoricarpi CBS 119687, 1837 nucleotides. RefSeq lists its product as uncharacterized. Gene Ontology annotation, cellular component: cytoplasm. Gene Ontology annotation, molecular function: 2 iron, 2 sulfur cluster binding; oxidoreductase activity, acting on NAD(P)H; flavin adenine dinucleotide binding. Bases 183 to 1829 code for a protein of 548 amino acids. The record is from RefSeq and is a predicted model, not a curated record. Lineage: Eukaryota; Fungi; Ascomycota; Dothideomycetes; Pleosporales; Dothidotthiaceae. The transcript is spliced from 4 exons.
AUUCGCCAGCAUAUAUGUGCCGGUAAGCGUGCAGCUCAUAUACAUACGUCUGUCUGCCGUCUGUUGUUCAGGUUUUAAUGCAGUCAUUACGCUUCCUACGACCUCUACGCUCAAGUUUCAAACUCCAAUCCUUCCACAAAGUUUACCUUCCAAAAGCAGCUUUCAGCACAACAAUAUCCACCAUGGCACAAGAGUUCAAGCUCAAGGACGUUACGUCGUUGAAUUUGAAGAACGGGGAGAAGAAGGAGGUUGAAGUCGAAGGUGUUGAGGGAGGAAAGGUACUGUUGUUGAAGGUUCAGGACAAGAUCCAUGCCACAUCAGCCAAUUGCACACAUUACGGAGCACCGUUGGUGAAGGGUAUUCUCUCACCUGAUGGAAGAUUGACCUGCGCUUGGCAUGGUGCCUGCUUCAAGGUCGCGACUGGAGAUGUCGAGGAUGCACCGGCACUCGACCCCAUCUCAAAGUAUGAGGUGUUCGAGCGGGACGGCGCUGUAUAUGUCAAGACGGACGAAGACACACUGAAGGCCAACCGCAGAGUCCUGAACGUCAAGUGUUCAUCUAUGAGCGAUGACAAGGUUCUGGUCAUUGGAGGUGGCUCAGGUACGCUAGGCGCGAUCGAGGGCCUACGAGGCGGAGGAUACACGGGCCAGAUCACCGUAAUUUCAAAGGAAGGCUACCAACCCAUCGACCGAACCAAACUGUCAAAGGCCCUAUUGGCAGACGUGUCGAAGGCGGCUUGGAGACAAAAGCAGUGGUACAAGGACGCUUCGAUCGACAUCAUCGAGGACGAAGCUAAGAGCAUUGAUUUCUCGGGUAAGAAAGUCUCCACCAAGUCUGGAAAGACGUACGAGUACUCGAAACUGGUGCUCGCGACUGGUGGAACCCCGAACAUGCUACCGUUGGACGGACUGAAGGGUGACCUGGGCAACGUGUUCCUGUUACGCACGCUCCCGGACACACAAAACAUCUUGAAAGCUGUUGGUGACAACGGCAAGAAGGUUGUCGUGGUAGGCAGCUCGUUCAUCGGCAUGGAGGUCGGCAACUGUCUCGCAGGCAUGAAGAAUGAUGUUACUAUUGUUGGCAUGGAGGAAGAGCCAAUGGAGCGGGUAAUGGGUAAGAAGGUUGGCAAGAUCUUCCGAGGCCUGCUCGAGAAGAAUGGCGUCAAGUUCAAGAUGGGCGCAAGCGUGGAGAAGGCCACACCAUCGAAGAGCGACUCAUCCAAGGUUGGGGCUGUACAGCUCAAGGACGGAACCACACUCGAGGCCGACCUCGUCAUUGAGGGUGUGGGUGUCAAGCCUGCAACGGAAUAUCUCAAGGACAACUCCAGCGUUAAGCUCGAGGAGGACGGCUCCCUCAAGACGGACGAGUCCUUUUCCGUGGCAGGCCUGAAGGACGUCUACGCCAUUGGCGACAUCGCAACAUACCCUUACCACGGCCCUGGAGGCAACGGCGCCCCGGUCCGAAUCGAGCACUGGAACGUUGCACAGAACGCUGGUCGUUCAGUGGCUAACACGAUCAACAACCCGGGAGCGAAGCCCAACGCGUUCAUUCCUGUGUUCUGGUCUGCCCUCGGGUCCCAACUACGCUAUUGUGGUAACACGGUCAAUGGGUACGACGAUGUGGUUCUGCAGGGCAAGCCAGAGGAGCCGGCGUUCGUUGCGUACUACACCAAGGGUGAGGAUGUGGUAGCCGUGGCCUCGAUGGGCAAAGACCCGUACGUAGCGCAAAGCAUUGAGCUGAUGCGCAGGGGAAACAUGCCGAGCAAGAGUGAGUUGCAGAAGGGAGUGGAUCUGAUGGACGUUGGUGUUCCAAGCGAGGUCAAGAUGUAGAAGAUGGU